UAAUCUCUCUCUUAUCUCUCUCUGAAUAUGUGGCGGAAAUGGAAAUUCAUUAUCAUCACUCUCUUCUCUCAGCUUCUCCUUGCCUUAGACGAAGGACUAUGAAAGCUACUCGUUUCACGCCUUUCUGCAACCAAAAUACACAUUCACAAUAUCCAUCUCUACCACACAACAAGAUAAUCCAGCAGUGGAAGCAGGAACAAGGUUUCGAUCACAAAAAUGGAUAUAUAGAUUGCACUGCAUUGGUACGAGCCUUGAGUAGAAAAAGAAUGCCUCAUCUAGCUCAGAAGCUUGUACUUGAGAUGAAAUCUGAAGGUUUUUUGCCUAACAGCUCUACAUUGUCAUCUCUGAUGUUAUGCUAUGCAGAUAAUGGCCUUCUUCCCCAAGCACAGGCAGUUUGGGAUGAAAUAAUAAAUAGUUCUUUUGUGCCAAGUAUUCAAAUAAUUUCAGAGUUAUUUGAUGCAUAUGGGAAGAUGAGGUAUUUUGAUGAAGUUUCCAAAAUAUUGGAUCAGGUAAGUUCAAGGGAUUUUAAUUUGUUACCUGAAGCUUACUCACUGGCUAUCUCUUGCUUUGGAAAAGGAGGGCAGCUUGAAUUGAUGGAGAAAACUUUGAAGGAAAUGGUUUCUAGGGGAUAUGUUGUAGAUUCUUCCACCGGUAACGCUUUUGUAAGAUAUUAUAGCAUCUUUGGUUCUCUAACAGAGAUGGAGAAUGCUUAUGGCCGCUUUAAAAAGUCUAGACUUCUAUUAGAAAAAGAAGGAAUCAGGGCAAUAUCACUUGCAUAUAUUAAGAAAAGAAAGUUUUACAAAUUGGGUGAGUUCCUUAGGGAUGUGGGUCUUGGUCGGAAAAAUGUGGGGAAUCUUUUAUGGAACCUGCUGCUGCUAUCCUAUGCUGCCAAUUUUAAAAUGAAAAGCUUGCAGAGAGAAUUUGUGAGAAUGGUUGAAGCUGGAUUCCAUCCUGAUCUUACAACAUUUAAUAUCAGAGCUCUGGCCUUUUCAAGAAUGUCUUUGCUUUGGGAUCUACAUCUUAGCCUUGAACACAUGAAACAUGAAAAAAUUGUCCCUGAUCUUGUGACUUGUGGUUGUUUUGUUGAUGCAUACUUGGAUAAAAGACUUGGAAGGAAUUUGGACUUUGCUUUGAACAAAAUGGACUUGGAUGAUUCUCCAGUAGUAUUAACAGAUCCAUUUGUGUUUGAGGUUUUGGGUAAAGGGGACUUUCAGUCAAGCUCAGAGGCGUUUUUGGAGUUUAAAUGCCCAGGGAAAUGGAACUACAGGCAGCUAAUUGCAGUGUAUCUCAAUAAACAACAUCGGAGGGAUCAAAUCUUCUGGAAUUACUGACAAGUGGUGGGCUGCUUGUGCACAGAAAAAUUUUGACUAGUUAGUGUAGAAAAAAGGAUUCUUAAUGAUAAUGGAGUCUACAUCAGUUCUUUGAUGCUGACCAUGAUUAGUAUGUUGAUGAUUCAUAACUGACCCCAAAAUUAGGGACUAAGGAUUGGUUGUUGUUGUUAUAUAUCAGUUCUUUGAUACAUUGGCUUUGGUUUUAAAACCUGCAGUUGUCACUUUGUAUAUGACUAGAUUGGCUUGAGAUUCGUCUUCCUUUGUACUUCAUGUGUUUGCCCUGAAUAGAUUUGAUAGCUUGUCUAGAAAGAUGUAUACUUUGGGAGAUGUUAAUUUCAAGAAAUUUGUUUUUUUAAAGCUGAUUAUCUUAUUCAGAAUUCCUAAAUGAGUAUCAUGUUAUAAUAGAAGAAUACUGGAAAAUGGAAAAACCUAUUCUAUAUAAUUUUUUUCCCCUCACAAAAUUGGUGGCUGGUGGUCCUAAAACACCCUGUAGAGACUAGAGACUAUUGCCUAUAUGUAUAUAUGGAAAGCUCCAAUGUUCUUCUCUCUUUGAAACUUAGGAGUCAGCACCUAGACUUGUUUGGAGUCAGCACUAAGCGAGGAAAACCACAAUGAAUUAGCACUAGGGUCAGCUGAAGUUGGCACUAGACCAAAGAAACUGAAAGAAACUUCUCAUUCAUCAAAAUCAUCUUAAAAAAGAAUACAAUAGUUUGCUUAUAUAGAAAGACUAAACUCUAGUUCUAAUUGGCGUAUGAACAAAAAUAUCUUUGCUUCCAAAUAUUAAAAUACUAAUAACCUAAUAAAAUACUAGGACCUUAAACAUAACAAUACAGUUGACUUGCAAAAAUAUAUAAUACUAAAUUAUAAUUAAAAUCUCAUUGUGUCUCUGGUGUCAAACUUUCUAUUUUCUUUUCUGAGCUUUAAGAAAUUAUCAGCAGCACAGUGAGAUUCGGGAGUCUAAUUAUAUCAUUGUAUAGAGUCAUCUCUUUGUAUCUAUUCCGGACCUUAGAUUUCCUUCGCUCAAGGAAGGAAGCAUAUUGUCAUUGAUCAUCUGUUUUGUGUAUCAUUGUACAGGUACCUUUAGAGGUUACACUUAAAAUUCCUACUAUCUAAUUUCUCUUUAUUUCUUUGCUUUUAGCAAUUUUAUGUAACAAUGCUAGUAAAUCAUCUUUAUGAUUUAGUCAUUUUUAAAGCUUUUAUAAAUUUUGAAUCUCUCUAUCAAAUCAGGAAUUAUCUUCUCUAAUAAAGCAAAACAAAAAAGGGCUUAAGCUUUUUUAUUUUAUUUUAUGGAAAUACUGUAUAAUUACAUUUUUCUUGAUGUUCAUCAAAGAAGCAGAAAACAAUAGCAAUCUUGACAACACUGACUGGGAAAUUUUCCUUCUAUGCUGACAAACCAAAUUUGGCUUCUUGCCUUGGUUCCUUUCUCCCUGACAUAUUUGAUCAAAUUCAGUUGCCAACUUACCUUUCAAGCAAAACUUCAUUUGGUUUUCAAUUAAAAAAAAAAAAAACUCAAUCUGUACGCUAUCUUGCUCCUAUGAAGGAGGAUGUGCUCGGUCGGCUCUUUGUGGUAUCAAAUCCAGCUUGUGCUAGUUGAGACACAUCAAUCACAUGCUGAAAGGAAGAAAAAUUUUAUUUAGAAAAAAACUUUAGAAAUUUGUGAAGUUUUCCUAGGUAAUAUGAUAGGUAAUACAACUUGUGUUCUAUAAAACUGUUGUCUGUUUGGAAUUUCGACUUACUUGUAUUGAGGAAGCUUGACUUUUUCUUGGUGAGUUUGCUGCACUAUUGUUCAUUGAGAAGCAGACCAUUUCCUCUUCAGCAAGUGCUCUUAGUCUGUUAAGCAGGGGUAACACAACCUUCCCAAGAUCCGGUCUAUCUUUUCGCCUCAUUUCUGCACAUUGAAGAGCUAGCUUGGCGAACAUCAGUGCCUCUUCAACUGGCCAGUCAGGUACAGCUGGGUCAAGCAUCUCAGCAAAAGUUCCAUUCUCAAUAGCCCGUUCAACAUGAUGAGUUAAACCCAUUGGUGGCUUGGCUGUUAUCAUUUGUAGAAGCAAAACUCCAAGUGAGUAUACAUCAGACUUUAUUCCCAGCAUGCCUGUUUGCUGAUACUCUGGAUCAAUGUAACAAAAAGUUCCAGCUGUUGAUGUCAUGCGAUACUGAGUUACAGUGUCGGCUACUGAUGGAGGAACAAGCCUGGCCAAGCCAACAUCGCUAAUCUUGCUGACAUAGUUACGAUCAAGCAAAAUGUUGCCUGGCUUUAGAUCACGGUGUACAAGAGGUUCAGGCUUAGUUUGGUGAAGGAAAAGGAGGCCAGUGCCAAUCUCUGCAGCAAUUCGGAAUCUUAAUUGCCAAGUAAGAACAGGAGUGCCACCCCGCCGAAAGAGACGGUCUUCUAAGCUCCCAUUAGCCAUGUGCUCAUAGAUAAGGCAGCCAUACUCUGGGCAAGCUCCAAGGAGGAGAACCAUGUUUGGAUGCCGAAUGCAGCUCAGUACUUCAACCUGCAUAACAGGCCGUACUGUACAUGUCCAUUGUUUGCUUGAGCUCUAGCCUUAGCCUCCUCAUCUCAGCUUCUACAUCAUCCUACUUAUUGUCCUUACCAAGUUUUUUGAUGAAAAGUCAACCUUUGAAGAGGUCAUAUCAAUUGACUUGUUGUUUCCUGCAAAUAAGGAUCCAAAGUUGUUGUCGUCAAAAUCUGAGCUGGUUGAAAGUCGAGGGUUCAAUCCGGAUUCUAUAUUGUCAAACAAAGGAAACAUGCGAUCUGUGCUUGGCCUUCCAGUGCUCACAUAUGAUAUGUCAGAAUCUGGAAUGGAGAGCUCAAAUGCUUUGGUCAAAGAAGCUCUAUUAUUUCUGUUGAAUGGUGACCUGUUCCAGACAUUAUCAGUUCAGUCCUUUUUUAUGGCAAACCAAACUUUCAGUUGA
Molecule: messenger RNA, 4247 nt
Organism: Quercus robur (English oak)
Lineage: Eukaryota; Viridiplantae; Streptophyta; Magnoliopsida; Fagales; Fagaceae
Product: pentatricopeptide repeat-containing protein At3g42630
Exons: 4
Coding region: 39-1331 (430 amino acids)
Molecular function (GO): protein binding
Source: RefSeq, a predicted model, not a curated record